Molecule: messenger RNA, 1490 nt
Organism: Dothidotthia symphoricarpi CBS 119687
Lineage: Eukaryota; Fungi; Ascomycota; Dothideomycetes; Pleosporales; Dothidotthiaceae
Exons: 4
Coding region: 402-1490 (362 amino acids)
Source: RefSeq, a predicted model, not a curated record
CUUGGAUUUUCGAGAAGAAGGCAAGACUACACAAACUAACAUGGCAAUGACCUAGUCUCAUUCAUACUGAAAGUGAAUUACUCAAUUAUAGUUCGGUCGAUUAAUCCAUCAUUCACUGGACAUCUCACUCCGACUUCUGUAACCAUUGCUCCAUGGCGCGUCGAUGGAAACCUACAUUACCAUAACGAUCUUUCUACCGACAAAAUGAGCCAGAAGGUGGAUAAAUCACGCCCAACUAGUUAAAUUCAAGACCUCGGCUUGCACACAAUCGGCCUUCGUCCGGAUCGCGGGGUAAGGACGUACUUACUCACGAAAGCAGGCGCAUUUGCGGUGUCGUUUGUACUUCUUGACUCUGCAAAUUAAUCUGCUCUUUUUCACUUACAGAUCAGAUUUCCGCAAGUAUGCCGCCAAAGGAUCAUCCCCCAGUCGUCCUGUUUGGAUACGACUCAAGCCCAUUUACAAACAAAGUCCGGUUGGCACUGCGGAUGAAGCAGAUUCCAUUCUCAUACAUCCCCGUCCCCUCCAUGCUCCCCCGCCCCCUCCUAACCACCACCUUCGCACUCCCCUACCGCAAAAUCCCCAUCCUCGCUAUCGGCCGCGAUCUCUACUGCGACACAUCCCUCAUCAUCGAAGCGCUGGAGCACUUUUUCCCCGCUGACUCGGGCUGGGGAACCGUGUACCCCGCCUGCACGGGUGUGGAAGACUGGACGUACCGCAGUCUCGCGCGGGGGUUUGCUAGUUUCUGGACGGACAAACCGCUCUUCCGCACAACAACAGGCCUCAUCCCCCCCACCGUCUGGUCCACACCCUUCGGCACCGACCGCGCGCAACUAAUCGGGCACACCCUCUCCCCCCGCAAACUCGGCGCUAAAAUCCCCGCAAACCUCUCUUCCCUCGACUUACACCUCUCCCUGCUGGAGCUCGGCUUCUCCCCUUCCGAAAAGAAGAAGUAUACGUGGGUAUUCCCCACGACAGCCCCCUCGCUCGCGGAUCUCAGCCUCUACUACCAAUUGCGUUGGGGCAUCGACAUUGGCGCUGGACGCGGAAUUUGUAAUCUGAGCGGUGGCGGGACGCCGGAUACAGACGCGGAUGUGACGCGCGUUGUGUUUAAUGCGACGCGGUACCCGGGGCUGUGGGGGUGGUUCCACGCAUUCGAAGCGUAUAUCACCUCACUGCCAGACUUACAAGUCACCGUCCCCGCGGCAGAUACGGCAUGGAAAGAUCAGCUCGCGGGCACCCCGUUUCUGGACCAGCUGAUAUGUGCGCGGGAGGGCGCGCUGGAUGUACAGAGGGGACUUGUGCCGGGGGUGAGGGUUCGGGUUGCGCCGGAUGAUACGGGGAGGGGGGAUGGGACGGUGGGCGUGUUGGUAGGGAUUGGGGUUGAGGAGGUGGUUGUUGCUGCUGGGGGGGAGGCGGAGGUGGGUGUUCGGAUUCAUUUUCCGAGGUUGGGGUUUGUGGUUAGGGUGUUGGAGGGGGGGAGUAAGCUGUGA